Molecule: messenger RNA, 3585 nt
Organism: Folsomia candida
Lineage: Eukaryota; Metazoa; Arthropoda; Collembola; Entomobryomorpha; Isotomidae
Exons: 13
Coding region: 398-2878 (826 amino acids)
Source: RefSeq, a predicted model, not a curated record
GGUGGAGUGGGCCACUCAAAAACAGCAACACAAAAGAACUCGAGUAGUAGUAAAAUAAAUAAAUAAAUAAUUAUUAUUUAACGGUUAACGAUUAAUGGUGUUAUUAUUUAAUAGACAUUUAAAUGUGUGUGUGUAACAGGUAGAAAUUAGGUGACGUUGUAGUAAUUGUGUUUGUGACAUUGUUUUAAAGGACAGUCGUGUAAAUUUUAUUGGGAAAAUUGUCGAACAUUUUAUACUUCCUGAUAACCCGCUGCUAUUUUUAUUUUAAUGUUUGUGAUUAACGUGGAAGAAGUAGUAAUUAACCACCAUCAAUGUUCCUGCUACGUUUGUUCCUCCUAUUUUAGCAGCAGCGUCACUUUUGCGGCGAAUUUGCUCCGCACCCCUGUUACCCUGUGUAAUGAUGGAAUUGGACCCUGCGUACUUUUUUGAACGGGACGACACCAAUUUCACCACCGCAAUCAAUAACGAGAAUCGAAAUCCUAAAAUACAGACGAGACGAUUGUCUGAUUAUUCAAUAAUUCUUGCACCGAAACCAAUCCCACCACCGUCGAGGCGUGAAGAUCGUCAGGCCGCGCGGUGUCGCAAAUCAGGAAUGGUGCCUGGUGCGAUUCGAAAAUAUUUACUACAGAAGAAGAAGCAUGAAGAGGAAGAGGAAGAAGAUGACGACCCCACAACUUCCGACAUAGACGGAGACGAUGAUGCCGAUGAGGGGAACAAUGGUCAACAAGUUGUCCUCGGGGAAGAGCAGAUCGUCCGACGGUACAGUGAUGAUGACGAUAAUGAUGAAGAAGAUGGUAACGGCAACGAAGACGAAGAUGAUGAUGGAAUUCAAGUUGUUGGAGUCUUUAAUAACCAUCAUCACCAUUAUAAUAACGUGCUCGGGGAGGUCAAUGGUGGUGGUGGGCAUGUUCUGCAAGCAAACGGAUUUCCACAAGAUUACGAAUCCGGGAGUAGCGACCAAGAAGACAAUAACAAUAAGAAUAAGCGAACCUACUCUUCUUCAUUUGGUCUUAGUCCCGACACUACGACGCCAGAAGUGAACAUUGCCUCGACCAGUUCGAUUGUGAGAAUGUCUCCCCAUUUAGAAAUCCAUUCUUCUCCUGUCAUUAUCGAGGUGGAGCAGAGCCCCGCCGAGAAACGGAUGAGACUGGAGAGGACGCCAAGAAAAGGAGGAGGAUGUACGAGUGACAGCAGUUCCGGACAUGGAGGUGGAGUUGGACGCAAAUCGGCGUCAGCCGCUUCGAGCGAUGUUGAAGGAAAGGGACCUAAACAACCGUUUUGUCGACAAGUUCUACAAGAUCCACCUGUUGUUAUAUUUAAGCAGGCACCUUUGGAUCCCGACUUGGAAAAGAAAGUCCGGAAAAAUGCCUGGAAAGAUAUUAUCACUAAAUUUGAGAUAAAUUUGAAUAACAAACUAGUUCCUCAACCCCAACAUGUUGGCGACCUGAUUAAAAAAGCUAUUCUGGGUCUUGGAACUCGAGUUGCAAAAGAUAUCCCUACCUUGGCUAUGGAUUUUUUUCAAACUCUUGUUCAAAAAUACCCCGUUAGUGGUGGGGACGAAACUACACAGUACUAUUCUUGCACAUUCACACAGACAUCUUCCGAUAUGUGCUCAAUGUCAGAAUUUCUGUUUGACGUGUUAAAUCGUGUACAAGCAGAUGCUCAAGCUCGCGUGCAAUCCAAACCAUUCCCUUUUUUCAAAGUAUUAACGAAAAUGGUGGUUCAGCAGUAUAAGGAUUAUGGAGCUUCUCAAGUGAAGUUAAGAAGACCAUUUUUCGUCCAAUUCUUAGAGUUGGAUAAUGGUGUACAGGAGCAAGAUCGAAUCCUCUCGUAUAAUUUGUACUGCAAGAAAUUAGUACACUUCACCUUCCUAUUGAAAGAUUAUCCUGAAGAGUUUAAAACCGUCAUGCGGUGGGUUGGCCUGCUCGCGUACCACUUAAAGAAACAUGGACCACUAGAUGACGAAUUCAGAGCUCUUGUCAAUGAUUUUGCAGACACAUUAUCGCGGCCAGAACAUUCCUCUAGCACGAGCCAAAUUGUGCAAGCCGUUUGCGAUUAUACACUCGGAGCUGCAGUCAGCUUCAAAAUAUUAACGAAUCGGAUAAAAUUCGAGUCUGUUAAGGACAACUCGAUGAGGCCUUUUGAUGAUGAUAUUGCCAUGUACUUGCGAUCUCUUUCUAAAUCUGAUCUGAUAACCGGUCUGAACCUGAAGGAAAGGAGGCAUUCCAACGAAUACCCCACCAUACCAAUUUCCUCCCUUGUCAAUGUGAACGGCAGGAAAUCUGAAACUGUUGCUGUUAACUUGAAGGGAGAAUCUUAUCUGCACAAACUGUGCAAGAAAGUGAGUCAUGACUCCAAGGACAGCUCGAGCCUCACGUUAGCUCAACAACUCAAGCAGCAAAGAUUCUCAACGGUCAACCCCACCGAUAAUUUUGGCAAUACUCCGCUACACGAUGCCAUCGCUCAUGGGAGGUUUGAUGCUGUGACAAAAUUUUAUGAGUUUUGUACGCAUGUAAAUCUUCCUGAAGAGCUGCGAGUAAAUUUACUGGCUCAGAAUGAAGUUGGGGACACUCCAUUUCAUUUAGCUGCAGUCUCACAUGACCAAAGUGAGCAAAUGUCUAAAUUACUGUGCUACAUGGCUGAUAAUCUGCAGGUAAAAGAGGAAGCGCUAAAGGUGUUAAACCAUCAAGGAAAAAUGCCGUACGAGCUGGCAUUCAAUGGUAAUGCCCGAACCCUCCUAAAACCGCAAGUUCUCACCGAAUGGUGGUGGCAACUCGGAGAUGUUUCUGUUCAUCCCAGCUACCGAAUCGAGCUACAGUCAUUGGACACGAAGAAACUUAUCUUGUUCUGGUCCGAGUUUUCGAAUGAAGAAAAUUGAUACGCCGUUUGAGACGAGGGGUUGGAGAAAGUAUAGCAAAAAAAGUACAAGUGGAUGAAUUUCGACGAAUUUUGAAUGACAUUUAGAGUCGGCCUUCGUUUUAAUUUUAAACUGACUAAGUUCUUAGCAACUUUAUUUUCUUGGAUGUGUUUUAAUUUAGGAUAAAAUCUACCAGUGCUGCAUAGUGUUCAAUAACCUUAACUAUCAAAUUAUGUACGUUCCUACUUACCCUUUAUAUUAAUUUGAUUUUAUUGAUUUACUUUAUUAUGACUAUUUCACAUUCAAACUUGAUUACUACGAUAAUCCCGAUAGCUUUACCAUAUGGUUAACGUUUACGUAUUAGCUUUAAUAUCACGACAGGAUAAAAGUAUUGUUAGAUUAGUAGGUAAAAAGUUUCUAAAUAUAUGAAUAUCAUGCUUCUCUGCUUUGCUGUAGAACGGCAAAAAGUUGUUAUAUUAUGAAAGAAAGAGCAAUAUACAUACAUAGGAUCUAAAAAUACUUAACAAAUAUGAAAUGAUCAUAAUCGAAUCGAACUCAACGAUAUCUAAAUUAUCCGGCUAAAAGUACAUUAUAAUUUGACUAAUUUAAAUUUUCAUGGUAGAAAGAAACUUGUCAAGAUAUGCUUUACAUUAUUACAUGUAUUAUCAUGAAAGAGAAGAACAGUCGCAAUAAAAAUUAGAGCCGUUUGUUCACCUUUUGCCAAUCAA